UUACAAAAUGACAACAAAUAUGACAUGUUGCCGUGAAUGUUUACGUUUUUGGAUUUAUUUUACUUUUGUCUUUUUUUAGGCUAUAUUUUUACGAUUUAUUAUCAGAGAAUUUAUCCCAACAAAUACAAUAUAAAUUAGAAAUGGAUUACGAUAAAGAAGUCGAACGAUAUGUUGGAUUUCAGGGUACUCGAGAUUGUUCAAAUAUGAGGUUGUUUUCUUCAGUAACACCUGGUAGAUUAAAAGCAAGUCAGAAAUGUGCUUUAAAGCGACCAUCCUCAGCAUGUGCUGUCAGUAGUCCUGAAAGAAAUUACCGGUUAAAGUCAGAUAAACUUGAGUGUCAUACUCCUUGUUUAAAAUCAAAGAGAAGAACUCCUAUAUCAUCAAGAAAAAAUAAAAGAACACCUAUAUCGAAAAUACAGACUCCUAAAACACCAAAAACAAGUGAUAGGUUUAUUCCUCCUAGGGAAUCAAUGAACUUUGCAGCCAGUCAUUACAAAAUUUUACAUGGCCUUUUUAACAACGAGAAUGAUGCAAGUCAUGAUGUAUCCAAACAAAAAUUUGAGAAGGGUAUGCAGGAAAAUUUGACAAAAAUAUUGGGAGACUCAAAUACUCGUAUAUUGACAUAUCAAUCAAGACUUGGAACACCUUUAAAAGGUAAUUGUUCUCCAGUUAAAGGUGUUUCAGAUAUAUCAUCCUGUAAAAAAUUAACCCGUAAAAUCCCAGUUGUUCCAGAAAGAGUUUUAGAUGCACCAAAUUAUGUAGAUGAUUAUUAUUUGAACCUCUUACAUUGGAGUUCCAGCGUUGAUCUAUUAGCUGUAGCAUUAGACAAUUCUGUGUAUGUUUGGACUCCCAGUACAGGAGAUAUCAACCAUUUGUGUGAGCUUCCUGAACCAGAGAGUUAUGUUACAUCAGUACAAUGGGCAGAGGAAGGUUGUCACUUAGCCAUAGGCACAGUCAAUGGUACAGUACAGCUCUGGGAUGUUGAACACAAAAAGAGAUUACGUCAGAUGUCAGGUCAUGCUGCAAGAGUGUCUUGUUUGUCAUGGAAUGCUCAUCUUCUAAGCAGUGGAAGCAGAAGUGGUGAGAUUCAUAAUCAUGAUGUGCGCAUCGCUGAACACCAUAUUGGCUCAUAUUUGUCUCACUCUCAGGAAGUUUGUGGUUUGUUGUGGUCACCCAGUGGGCGGUAUCUGGCAAGUGGUUCAAACAACAACAAACUUAUGAUUUGGGAUCACAAUGAUAUAAGUCAAUCUUUGCAAUCUCCCUUUGCUCCAGUCCAUUGUUUCACUAAGCACAAAGCUGCUGUGAAGGCACUUGCUUGGUGUCCAUGGCAAAAUCACGUUCUUGCCAGUGGAGGAGGCUCCGCAGAUAAAACUAUCUGUUUUUGGAAUAUCAAUUCGGGGCAUUGUUUGAAUACUAUAGAUACAGGAUCACAGGUGUCGUCGUUGCUAUGGAGUGAUGCGCACAAAGAACUUAUUAGCGGUCACGGUUACCCUGACAACCAGUUGUCGAUAUGGCAGUACCCGUCGAUGACGAAAAAAGCUGAUUUACUUGGACACACGAGUCGCGUGCUACAAAUGACAAUGUCACCGGACAAAAGUCGCGUCAUGUCGUCGGCGGGUGACGAAACUCUCAGGCUGUGGCAUUGUUUUGAGUUAACAAAAGAGAAAAAAAUAAGGAAGAAGAGAAACGAUGUCGGAGGUCUGUUAUCGUUGACGAGUAUCAGGUGAUAACAGAACACAAAAUAGUUUAGUUUUUUAAAAAAGUGAGUCUAUUUUUUGCUAUACAACUCAGAAAGAGUACAUUUCUUGAUGGGAUUUUGAAAAAUUUUCGCUGCGCUAUUGCAAGAAUUUAUCUUAUUAAUAGGGAAAAAUAGUCUUGAUUUAGUUUCCACAAAAAUAAACAACAUGGGGUUGCAAUGUUUAAUAUACAGGAGUUCUUAUUCUUUUUCAGUCCUCCCCUCCCCCUUGGUGCGGGGUAAAUAACUUUUCAAAAUAUUCGUUAUUUAAAUUUAACUCUGCUAUAAAUGGCAAAAUCUGAUUUAAUGUGCUGUUCUAAUGGCAAAAUUCGAAGCAUCAGUUAAUCCUCCUUUACGCUUUCUUUAAAAAAUAGAGGUUUUAUUUUCCAUGUGAAAAUACAUAUAUUUAUACAAACACAUUCUUACAGGUACAGAAAGGCAGUUUUAUGAUAAAUCUUUUAAUUUUUUUAAACCAUUUUCUUAUCUUUUGUGUAUUGUGAUGUCAUAUCUUGCAAAUAUUUUACAUACUAGGAAUCUAUAUUUUUUACAUUUAUCGCUUCAGUAAAUUUUAAGUUGGGCGUCUACAAUUCCGGACAUAUUUUUUGCAAAAUGCCAUUUUUUGGCUAUUUUUGAAAUUGCCAAACGGCCACACUUGGCCAGAAGCUCCAAAUCUUUGCUUUGGCUGGUACGUAGGCCCAGUAACCAACAUCGAAAAUAUGUACUAUCUGCGAUGUCCAUAGUAUGGGGUAAUCCGCCUCACGACCCGAAAAGGUCCGGAAAAUUGUGGAACACAAGCGUGCUGACGUUAGCAAACAUUUGUACCCUUAAUGUCACAUAGUACCAAAGAUCCGAAGUCAAGUCCGCUGUGAACAUCGACAAGUAAACUUUUGACGGGGUUCAGGGUGCGUGUUACUUACAUAGAAACAGCUCUCUCAAUUGCUUGUGGUUACAAGUUUUGAAACCUCGCCCACCUUUGCAGUAAAUUAUAUCCGGAAUUGUAGGCCACGGUUUUUAUUAAUAGUCGUGGUUGCACGUGCAAUGUCAUAGCUUCGUAAAAAAUCGUUUCAAACAUUUGCUGAUUUUCUAAACAAGUUUUUCUUGUUUAAUGAGAUUUUCCAAAAACAGUUUUCACAUGCUGUGACCAUGACAUUUUUAAAAGUAUCUGGUGUAAACAUACCUUUAUCAGGUACAAAGCGUGCGAUAAUUUAUGCAACGACAAUUGGGCAAACCUUUUCUGCAGGCAUGAAUUUAGGGAAUUAAAAUUAUUUUAGUUUUUUUUUUUUUUUACUUUCCACUUUUUCAACAUUUUCAAUCUGCCAAUGUGUUUUCUACCAUUUUUCUUCUCAGUCUCGGCAAGUAAUCAACCUUGUUCUCAGACCUUUUUGUAGAAGAAUAUAAGGAGAUUGGAACUAGGUUGCUUUUAUAAGGUUUUACGGACUGUAUUUGCGAUUUUGUUGUUAUUUAAAUUUGUUUAUAUCUCACCUUGUGUAUAACUGUAUAUUUUGAUUCUCUCAAAUAGAGAACAUCAAAAAAGCAUUUUUUUUCUUGUUAACAAUCCCAACCUUGGAAAUUGUCCGGUACCGUGUGUAAAAAUUCAGUUUAUUUGUUUUUUUGUUUUUUUUGUCUGGUGCACCAACAUAAUUUGCUAUGUCAGCGGAUUUUAAAACUCGUCACGAAGUUCCAUAAAAGGUUAAUCUGGCAAGAGCAAGGCAAGUUAUAUUGGCUUGUUCAAAACACAAGUUUGCAAUUUCUAACUAAUAAACGUUAAAGUCCAGGGAGCCCACUUUGUCAGGAAUAUCAUCAAGAAUUUUGAAAAUAUAUGUCAAGAAAAUUUGAUCUUCUUAUAAAAUGUCACGAUUUUAAAUCCUUCACAAGUCCCUGUAAUGCAUAUGCUUUUCAAUGUCAUUUUUUUAUUUUUAACUUGUAUUUGAUUCAUCAUUUGUUUCAUGUACAUUGUAUAUUUUCUUCCGUACAUUGCAUAUUUCCUUCUCGUACAUUGCAUAUUUUCUUCUCCCCUUUUAUCUA
Messenger RNA from Hydractinia symbiolongicarpus, 3760 nucleotides. Its product is annotated as cell division cycle protein 20 homolog. Gene Ontology annotation, biological process: positive regulation of ubiquitin protein ligase activity; positive regulation of anaphase-promoting complex-dependent catabolic process; anaphase-promoting complex-dependent catabolic process. The record is from RefSeq and is a predicted model, not a curated record. Lineage: Eukaryota; Metazoa; Cnidaria; Hydrozoa; Anthoathecata; Hydractiniidae. The transcript has 7 exons. Gene Ontology annotation, molecular function: anaphase-promoting complex binding; protein binding; ubiquitin ligase activator activity. The coding region runs from base 141 to 1727 and encodes 528 amino acids. Gene Ontology annotation, cellular component: anaphase-promoting complex.